Messenger RNA from Mesocestoides corti, 1998 nucleotides. NCBI's taxonomy places the organism in Eukaryota, Metazoa, Platyhelminthes, Cestoda, Cyclophyllidea, Mesocestoididae. The record is from the annotation of a GenBank genome assembly.
AUGGCCUUCAAACGGGCGAUCGAAAUCGACUUGCAAAGUUGCGGAGACAUAACUGAAGGCAACCUUGAUGCCAUGGACGAGGCGAUCGUUGAAGCCGACGACGGAGAACGUGGAAAGUGGAAACGAAAAAUCGACUUUCUCUUCGCAUGCCUGGGCUUCUCGGUAGGCUUCGGCAACGUAUGGCGAUUCCCCUACCUUUGCUUCAAAAAUGGCGGAGGCGCGUUCCUAAUUCCGUACUUCAUAUGCGUCCUCGUCACCGGGAUCCCGAUGUUCUUCCUGGAGGUCAGCAUUGGUCAGUUGAUGUCACGUGGGGGCAUCGAGGCCUGGGAGAUCAUUCCCCUCUUCAAAGGUGUCGGCUACGCGGGGAUGUUCAUUCUCUUCUGCCUUAAUUCCUAUUACAACGUCAUUCUCUCCUGGAUCUUCUUCUAUUUGUUUGCCUCAAUGGCCAAGACUGUUCCCUGGUCCACCUGCGGGAAUUCCUGGAAUACGAAGUUCUGCGUAGACGCACAAACCAACACCAGCACCAUCCCCGGCUUCAACGUCUCGCUCAUCACGGAUCCAGUUAACGAAUACUGGGAGUACGUUUAUCCACCUCGGAGCAACACGUUAGGUGGACUGAUUUUUCUGCUCUUUGUAAAUAGACGACGUGUCCUGGGCAUCUCCACAGGAAUCGACGACGUGGGAACGGUGAGAUGGGAGUUGGCUCUUUGUCUUCUGCUCGCUUGGAUCGUCGUGUUUCUUUGCAUCUUCAGAGGGAUCCGAGCUUCGGGCAAGGUACUCUAUAUCACUGCCACAAUACCAUUCAUUCUGAUGGCUAUUCUGCUUGGACGUACUGCUUCUCUGGAGGGAGCAAGAGAUGGAAUAAUUUAUUUCUUGCAGCCAAAGUGGGAGAUGUUAGGCUCGCUAGAGGUUUGGUCGGACGCCGGCACACAGAUUUUCUUCAGCUAUUCAAUCAGUCUUGGAACACUAACAGCCCUUGGGAGUUUCAACGAUUUCCAUCACAACACUGUCAGAGACACAGUUCUUUUUGCCGGACUCAACAGUCUUACAAGUUUCCUGGCCGGAUGUAUAAUAUUCUGCACGCUGGGGUACAUGUCCGUGACGUCCGGCGUGCCAAUUAAAGACGUCGCUGAGUCAGGACCCGGUCUGGCGUUUGUGGCCUAUCCAAAGGCCCUCUCGACGAUGCCACUGAGUCCGCUCUGGAGUGUCCUCUUCUUCUGCAUGCUCUUCCUCCUCGGCCUCGAUAGUCAGGCAACUGCUGAUGUUUACUUGUCUGCUUUGUGGGUGCUGAAACUCUUUGUUGGAGUUGAAGGGCUCGUGGCGGGUGUCGCCGAUAUGUUCCCUGGGGUUUUUUCAAAAAAGAAAUCGCGACUUCUCCUGACUAUCCUGUCUUGCGUGAUCUGUUUUUUCGUCGGCCUUCUAAUGGUUACGAAUGGUGGAAUAUACAUUUUCCAGUUGUUUGACUACUACGUCGGCAGUCGCAUUGUUCUUCUCGUAGCAAUGUUUGAGUGCAUUGUAAUUGGCUUUGCGUUCGGUGCUCGAAGGUUUGAAAAGUGUCUCAGGAAGAUGUACAACAGACAAUUUUUCUACUUCCCCUCUAUAAUAUACUGCGGCAUCGUCCCCUGGUUUUCAUUGGCCCUGUUUAUUUUCAGUGUAAUUGUAUAUGGCAAACUGACCUACAAGCGGUCUUCGGAUGUCUACGAAUUUCCGCAGUAUUCUGUGAUGGUUGGGUGGCUGCUUGCUUCCUGUAGCGUGAUCUGCAUUCCAAUCGUCGCAGUCUAUCGAAUAGUAAAAGCUGAAGGAACGUUCUUCCAGCGCAUUAGACUUUUGUGUCAACCGAAUUUGACAAAGUCAGCACUGCUGCAUUUGGAGGAGUCGGACGAUUUCUCGAAAAAUCUCGACGUGUCGGACAAAACAGACCAAAAUGUAUUUGAAUCUAUGGAGCUGCCGGAUGGAAGCCUGUCGCAGAGUCUGGACUCAUUUGGGCGUCAGCUUUAG